Messenger RNA from Diaporthe citri, 444 nucleotides. RefSeq lists its product as uncharacterized. Bases 1 to 444 code for a protein of 147 amino acids. The record is from RefSeq and is a predicted model, not a curated record. The transcript has a single exon. Lineage: Eukaryota; Fungi; Ascomycota; Sordariomycetes; Diaporthales; Diaporthaceae.
AUGGAAGACCGUAACGCAUUUACGCCCUCAAGCCCUGCAGAAGGCGGCUCAGCAAAAGUGGACGUUAUAGAACCGGCGGUGCUUCUAUUGUCGGGUCACCAAGUACUAGUCUCCAAAGCGGCACUUGAAGUACCACUCUACAAGAUGAGCCGGGACAUAGCGUCCAUCCCACCGAAGAACUCGUCCAUCAUCUUCGAGAGGGUGGAAGACGCCCACGUCACCGGAGCCGACAGGAAUGGCCCUGAAAAGCAGCAGACUCGGCACAUCUUCUACCUCGCGCACCCCCGCAGGAGCAGAAUUCCAGACGGACACCCCUGCGUAUUACAUCACCUCUGUCUCUCAGGAGACAACGCUGGGGAAUAUCGGCCUCCGCUCCACAGAGCCUUUGCUCCAGAGGCCGGGGUUCGAGGCUGUGUUGAGCGCAGAGAGGACCGCGGCGGAUAA